CUAUUCUAAGAAAUCAGUAGUUUGGCUUAGUAGAAUGGCGGCUAUUAAUUUGUCUGCUGAGCUCAAGUACUGGAUAUUUAACAUGCUUUCCAUUCUGUAUGUGCUACAAGUCAUGGUCCCUCUGGCGUCUUGUGAACUUGUACAAGCGUUGUUCGAUCCCGAAACAAAGCAAGUGUACUACAAUCCUCAAGCACAGUCACAAGUGAGCGGCGGUACUAACCAAGGCUUAGUAAUAACUGUGGCGCAAGACGUCAAGGUGGAGUCUACAAUCCGAGAGAGUAAAUCGGAGAACUUUGGAGUUAACUUGGGAUUAGGAGACGCCCCUUUGAUAGGACUGAAUUAUCAAAAGGCUAAAAUCAGGGAAACCAGGGAGGAAAGCCAUCAUCAAGUAAACAUAGCAAUUAAAAUCCCAGGAGAAUGUGGCGAGGGCUGCAGGGAACAGGCAAACAAAGCUUUCGAUAUCUGAAACAAUACGCUUUAUGGUGGAUCAAAACAGAAGCAAGUCAACUGACCACAGCCAGAGGCAUGUAUCUGAGAUCCAGGGACCAUGUUUAAUAAUAAAGACUAAGAAAAGAAAGUAGUUUUUGCCUUAGACUAAGCAUUAGACCGUGAGCAAACACUGGGCAUGCACACGUGCAAGAAACUCACAGAACAUUUGCGCAUUUGUUUUUCC
Pocillopora meandrina is the source of this 673-nucleotide messenger RNA. NCBI's taxonomy places the organism in Eukaryota, Metazoa, Cnidaria, Anthozoa, Scleractinia, Pocilloporidae. The record is from the annotation of a GenBank genome assembly.